Mucor mucedo is the source of this 1944-nucleotide messenger RNA. RefSeq names its product WD40-repeat-containing domain protein. Bases 95 to 1771 code for a protein of 558 amino acids. Lineage: Eukaryota; Fungi; Mucoromycota; Mucoromycetes; Mucorales; Mucoraceae. The record is from RefSeq and is a predicted model, not a curated record. The transcript is spliced from 2 exons. Gene Ontology annotation, molecular function: protein binding.
GGCUUAUUUAAAUCACACCACACACAUAACACACACAUAAUAGCCAGAUUUUUUUCUUUUUCUUCUUCAUAAAAAAAAAAUUACUCAGUUAAAAAUGGAUAUAUGCGCACCAGAAGAUAUUUCACCACCUGCUACCCCACCCAACUUCAACUUUAGCUCUUCUUCGUCUUCGCAAAGUACUCCGCUACCAAGUCAAUCUAGUCGACGCAGUCAAAGAUUAAGAACUUCUUUUACUGAAUCAACAAACAAUGAAUAUACGUUUGAUGAGGAGCAACUUUCACAUUUGCGUCAAUUAAAGCAAUCUUUCCAACAAUUGACACCACAGCAAAAGCAGUUUCUAUUAUACGAAAUCAUCAAUAGUUGUGAUAACUCUCAGCUGACUUACUUGAAUAAUUUGAUUGCACCAAGACUAAAGAUUGAUUUUCUUAAAGAACUGCCUAUCGAAAUAUCACUUCAUGUACUAACGUUUAUUGAUGAUCCAAAGACAUUGGCAAGAGCAGCAACUGUAUCCACACUCUGGAACUCUUUAUUGAAAGAUGAAGCUACUUGGAAAUCUCUUUGUAUGAAACAUCAGUAUCGCCGACGUAAUUCAAGUAUAUGCGGCGGAGAACUACUAGAACCACCGAGUCAGCGCCGAAAUUUUUCUUAUCGUGAAUACUUUAAACGCAAAUACAAUAUUGCAGCUGCUUGGGCUCACGGUGGAAAAGUCAAGGUAGUUGAAGAUGGUUUUGGUGAUGGUUUAGUCACCUCUCUACAGUAUGAUGAGAAAUACAUUGUCGUAGGAUGUGAUAAUCAUCGCAUAGAAGUGUUUGAUACAAACACCGCCGAGAAGGUGCGGACUUUGGAAGGUCAUGAAGGUGGCGUGUGGGCAUUACAAUUUAAAGGUGGCGAAAAGCAUGAUCCUGAACGUAUCUUGGUUACAGGUGGAUGUGAUCGUGAUGUUCGUGUUUGGAACCUUAAUACAGGUGAGUUACGUCAUACAUUGCGUGGUCAUAAUUCAACUGUGCGCUGUCUUCGAAUGAAAGAUAAAAGAAUUGCAGUAACCGGCUCAAGAGACACAACAAUGCGAGUUUGGGAUAUUCAAAGAGGAGCACUUCUGCAUGUAUUGCUUGGACAUCAAGCAAGUGUUCGAUGCAUGGAAAUCAGUGGAAAUAUUGUCGUUUCUGGUUCGUAUGAUUCUACAGCAAGAGUAUGGGAUCUACGCACGGGAAGAUGUCUUCAUGUAUUAGCUGGUCACUAUACACAAAUUUAUGCCAUUGCGUUUGAUGGGCACAAGGUUGUGACAGGUUCUUUAGAUUCCAACAUUCGUGUUUGGUCAGCUGAAACAGGACAAUGUUUAGCUACACUACAUGGACAUACAUCACUUGUAGGGCAACUCCAAUUAUCAGGUUCAACACUGGUUAGUGGUGGAUCGGAUGGAUGUCUGCGUGUAUGGGAUCUCCAACACUACGAAUGUAUUCAACAAAUAUCAGCACACGAUAAUUCUGUCACUUGCCUUCAAUUUGAUGAUAGACGUAUGGUGAGUGCUGGUAAUGACGGCAGAAUCAAGUUAUGGGAUAUCAAACAAGGUCGUUUGAUUAGGAAUUUUACUCUACCUGCAAAAACUGUGUGGAAAAUACAGUUUUCAGAUACAAAAGCUGUUGUUUUGAUGCAGCGUAAACGAUCCGCCAAUUCAGAGGAAGGAAAGACUGUGAUGGAAGUUCACGAUUUCGACAUUGGUGAAAUCGAAGAUUAUUCACCAGAAUCAGUUGAUAUGCUCAUAGAUACCUAACCUAUCCGUGUUUUUAGUUUUUAAAGCCAUGUUAUUAUAUUAUUAAAGCCUUGUACACAACUCUCAAAUUUUUUUUUACUAAAAUGCGGACAAUUUACAAAAGGAAAAGAGUUUAUAAUAAUAAUAAUAAUAAAAAGUAAUAGUAAAGAGUAGUAAAUAUGGAUGACCAUGUG